Molecule: messenger RNA, 1167 nt
Organism: Phaethon lepturus (White-tailed tropicbird)
Lineage: Eukaryota; Metazoa; Chordata; Aves; Phaethontiformes; Phaethontidae
Gene: HDAC11
Product: histone deacetylase 11
Exons: 9
Coding region: 77-1063 (328 amino acids)
Molecular function (GO): histone deacetylase activity
Source: RefSeq, a predicted model, not a curated record
CAGAACGGAACUAUAUGAGGAUGCUGCAUCAGCAUGCUGGCCUAUCGUAUAUUCUCCAGACUACAACAUCACGUUCAUGGGACUCGAGAAGCUGCAUCCAUUUGAUGCAGGGAAAUGGGGAAAAGUAAUCAAUUUCCUGAAAGAAGAAAAACUAAUUGCAGAUGACUUGAUCGUACAGGCACGGGAAGCUACUGAUGAAGAUCUCUUGGUUGUUCACACAAGGCGCUACCUUAAUAGAUUAAAGUGGUCAUUUGUUGUGGCUACAAUAACAGAAAUUCCACCAGUUGCAUUUCUUCCCAAUUUUGUUGUUCAGAGAAAAGUUUUGAAACCUCUACGAACCCAGACGGGAGGAACAAUAAUGGCAGGAAAACUUGCUGUUGAUAGAGGCUGGGCGAUCAAUGUGGGGGGUGGUUUUCAUCACUGUUCAAGUGACAAAGGUGGAGGAUUUUGUGCAUAUGCUGAUAUCACGCUGGCCGUAAAGUUCUUAUUUGAAAGAGUACAAGGGAUAUCUAAAGCCACAAUUAUUGAUCUGGAUGCUCAUCAGGGAAAUGGCCAUGAGAGGGACUUUAUGGAUGACCAUCGGGUAUAUAUUAUGGAUGCAUACAACAGAUAUAUUUAUCCAGGGGAUGGAUUUGCUAAACGUGCCAUAAAACGCAAGGUGGAAUUAGAGUGGGGUACAGAGGACACAGAAUAUCUUCAGAAAGUACAUACUCACGUGGAAGGAGCAUUAAAUGAAUUAAAACCUGACAUCAUUGUUUAUAAUGCUGGGACUGAUAUUCUGGAUGGCGAUCCAUUGGGAGGACUUGCUAUUUCACCUCAGGGAAUUGUGAAGAGAGAUGAAGUUGUGUUCAAGGCUGCCAGAAGCCGCAGAAUCCCAAUCCUGAUGGUGACGUCUGGAGGCUACCAGAAGAGGACAGCGCGGAUUAUUGCCGAUUCCAUCCUCAAUUUGCACAGCCUGGGGCUUAUUGACAAGGAGCUAGUAACCACUGGAGCUGAAAAUCCCAAGGUAGAACAGAUGAUUAGAGACUCUGCUAAAGACUUAACCAACUUGUCACUGCAAUGACAAGUUACUAAAUCAUAGGAAACAACUUCCUGGUUUAGGAGUGGGAAGUCUCCACAUCAUUAUCAGGGUUAAUAUAACAUUUAAAAAAGACUCAACUUGCCUGU